Messenger RNA from Cadophora gregata, 1812 nucleotides. RefSeq lists its product as uncharacterized. NCBI's taxonomy places the organism in Eukaryota, Fungi, Ascomycota, Leotiomycetes, Helotiales, Ploettnerulaceae. Bases 1 to 1812 code for a protein of 603 amino acids. Gene Ontology annotation, molecular function: magnesium ion binding; magnesium ion transmembrane transporter activity; cobalt ion binding. Gene Ontology annotation, cellular component: membrane. The transcript has 3 exons. The record is from RefSeq and is a predicted model, not a curated record. Gene Ontology annotation, biological process: metal ion transport; transmembrane transport.
AUGGCAGAUGCUUUCCCACCAGCUGUACGAGAUUUCUCGGACGACCCCACAGUCGAAUCAGUGACUUCUCCCACACAUGUCAACUUUGACCUGGAGGCUGGGGAGGGAGAACCUCGUCCUCAUACCGGGACAAAUGACGAUAAACUCAGGCGAAGCACUUCUGUCACAUCCGAUCCAACCAUGGGAAUAACACAAUCACCAACCAUGCUUCGCCGCCGCAAUCGUGCGAACACGGCAAAGUCCUUCGCGACAGUCGACGUUACCCCAAUGCGCCCCAAUUGGCAGGCAGGUCAAGAACCUGGACUCGAUCCCUCGAAGCCCAACGGUGGUAGAACCGAAGUCCCUACCUUCCACGAACAGUGUCAGAUCACAAUUGUAGACUUCAGCGAGGAGAAUAUGGUUGGGUAUGAACUGGACAAUGAACAGCUUAUAAAAUUUCUGGACGAAAAGCAAGACUCGUGGGUGAAAUGUCGUUGGAUAAAUGUUAAUGGACUGAGUUGGGAUGUCAUACAGGCUCUUGGUCAAUAUAAGAAGCUACAUCGGCUGGCAAUUGAGGAUAUGAUAAACACAGCAAACCGAACGAAGGCCGAUUGGUACGCCGACCAUACCUUCAUGGUCCUUACACUACAAAAAUUGAUCCACUUACACCCUGAUGCUGAAGAUAGUGAUUCGGACGAUGGAGAUAUGGAUAGCAUUAGGAGACCAAAAAGAGGCCGCUUCGGCAAAUUUGUCCACAGCUUGUUCUCCGGUUCCAAGUCAAAGAGGAAACGCCAAGAAAAGAACAUGAUCGCCGGAGUGCACGAUCCUGCUAAUGGUUUUGUUACUGGGCACACCGAAGGUGUCAGUGGACCUCAUUUGCAAAAUCUGAAGACUCUUCAACGGUAUCAUGGAGGCCCGAACAAGGAGCGCAUGGAGUUCAUGGAGAAGCAUUCGCCCCUGACAUCCAGAAAGUAUGCCGUAAGCGCGGAGCAAGUUUCGAUCUUCUUGACGUCUGAUAACACUGUCAUCUCGUUCUUUGAAACCUCCGCUGACGAUAUUGAGGAGCCGAUACUUCAACGACUUCGGACUCCAGAUACCAUUCUCCGGCAAUCUUGCGAUGCUUCGAUGAUCGUGCAGGCGAUUUUAGAUGCAAUCAUCGAUCUUGCCAUCCCUGUCGCAACCACGUAUCAGGAUGUCAUCGGCGACCUUGAACUUGAUGUCCUGACUCAACCAGAUCUCAAGCACACGACUUCGUUGUACGUUAUCACGAGUGAGAUCAUGACUUUCAGAGGCUUCGUCAACCCAAUUGUAAACCUCAUCAAUGCACUCAGAGACCACAAAGGCGCUACAGCCGGCCUUGGAGCACGCAGCGAUACCACAAAGUCCGCCAAGACAGUCAACUUGUCCUCCAUGGCACAAACUUAUCUCGGCGAUGUUGAAGAUCAUAUUAUUCUUAUUACUGAGUCUCUUGAUCAGAUGCGCCGCGCCUGUGACAAUAUGAUUGACCUGAUCUUCAACACGAUGACAGCAUACACCAACGAAACUCUCAAACAGCUCACCAACAUCACGAUCAUAUUCCUGCCCAUGACAUUCCUCACUGGCUAUUUUGGGAUGAAUAUCGAGCCGUUCCCGGCUCUUCAUCAUGGAGAGAGUUACUUCUGGAUUAUUGCUGUGCCAGUUGCGGUCGUGACUGUGUUGUUCCUUAUGCGGGACAGUAUCAGAUGGUGGUUGAAUAAACAUGUGCAGAGGAGAGGGAUAUCACGACGGAGGAAGGGACGUCUGGAGAGAGAGGCCGAGGCUCAUAGAGCCGCUGAGGCCAAGAGGCGAUUUUGA